This is a messenger RNA of Penicillium griseofulvum, 1473 nucleotides long. RefSeq names its product flavin monoamine oxidase family protein. The record is from RefSeq and is a predicted model, not a curated record. The transcript has 3 exons. Bases 1 to 1473 code for a protein of 490 amino acids. Gene Ontology annotation, molecular function: oxidoreductase activity. Lineage: Eukaryota; Fungi; Ascomycota; Eurotiomycetes; Eurotiales; Aspergillaceae.
AUGACCUCCCGCGACGGUUUCCAAUGGACACCUGAAACUGGUCUUUCACAAGGUGUCCCUUCAAUUGGUGUCAUUUCUCCUCCUACAAACAUCUCGUCGUCUUCCGCAAAGUACGAUGUUAUCGUUGUCGGUGCCGGAUAUUCUGGUCUUACGGCCGCUCGUGACUUGACCCUUGCCGGUCUACAUGUCCUUCUAAUCGAGGCUCGUGAUCGUAUUGGUGGACGUUCUUGGUCUUCCAACAUUGGCGAGUAUCCAUUUGAGAUGGGUGGAACUUGGGUGCACUGGACUCAGCCUCAUGUCUGGCGAGAGAUCUCACGAUACAAUAUGCGAACCGAGCUGGAGAGAUCUAUUGAUUUCUCAAGUGGUGUAAACCACUUCCAGUUGCGCACACAUCAGGGUUCCUCAAUAAUGAGCCACGAAGACGAGGAUGCACUCCUUUCCGCUGCCAUCUGUAAAUUUGUCAACGUCGAUGGUGAUAUGGGCAGAAAGGUUAUUCCUUUCCCACACAAUGCGUUCCACGUCCCUGAGGCUCGUUGUUACGAUGAAAUCUCCGCCCAGGACCGGAUAGACGCCAUUGCUUUGUCUCUUACUCCCAAUGAACGUGCAUGUCUUGAGGGUUUCAUCCUUCUUUCCAGCUGCGCAACGUUGGAAACAACCAGCUUCUUUGAAUUCCUUCAUUGGUGGGCUCUAUGUGGCUACUCCUAUCGUGGUUGUAUGGAAGCCUUGAUCUCGUACAAGUUCAGGGGAGGUCAGUCGACUUUCGCGAUCAAAUUUUUCAAAGAGGCGCUCGCUACUGGGAACCUCUCAUAUGCGUUCAAUACCCCUGUGAACUCGAUCAGUGAUUCAGUUGAUAAAGUUGCUAUAACUACUCGUGAUGGUCGUCAGUAUACUAGUGCGCGUCUGAUUUCUACUAUUCCCCUCAACGUUCUCAACUCUGUGUCUUUUGACCCUCCUCUGGAUACACAGCGUGUAUCGGCCAUAAAUACCGGUCAUGUCAACCAAUGUGUAAAGGUGCACGCCGAGAUUUCGAACAAGGAUAUGCGCUCGUGGACCGGAAUAUCCUAUCCCUCCAACAAGCUCGUAUAUGCUAUUGGUGAUGGUACUACACCCGCUGGAAAUACCCACGUCGUUUCUUUCGGUGGCUCUAGCAACGAGAUUCAUCCUGAAGAGGAUAUCAACGAAACCAAGAAAGCCGUUGAGAGUAUGGCUCCUGGGAACAUGGAUAUUCAGCGAUUGGUGUUUCACAACUGGAGCAAAGAUGAAUUUGCGAAGGGCGCUUGGUUCUUCUCGCCCCCUCGGCUGUUGUCAACAUCUUUGGAUGCUAUGCGGGCUCGACAUGGGAAUGUUCUCUUUGCAAACUCUGAUUGGGCUGUUGGCUGGCGUGCUUUCAUUGAUGGUGCCAUCGAAGAGGGUACACGGGCGGCUCUUACAGUCAAGGGGGAGGUUCAGCCUGCUGCCGCCCUGACCCCGUAG